AUGAAACAAUCCAUCACAGAUAUAAUAAAUUUUAAUUUAUUCGGCAUUCCCUUAGUUGGGGCAGAUAUAUGUGGUUUUCACCACGACACUACCGUUGAGUUGUGUUCAAGGUGGAUUCAAUUAGGUGCCUUCUAUCCAUUUUCUAGGAAUCAUAAUGGCCAGUACAUGAUAGACCAAGAUCCAGCAGCUUUAGGAUCAAACGUUUUGUCAUCUGCAAGAAAAUCACUGAUUACUAGAUAUUAUUUAUUACCAUAUUUGUAUUCGUUAUUUUGGAAAGCUCAUGUUUACGGAGAAACUGUAGUUCGACCUUUGUUUUUUGAAUAUCCAUUUGAUGAUAAUACAUAUGGCAUAGAUACUCAGUUUCUAUGGGGUGCAGCCUUACUAAUCUUACCAGUUUUAAAAGAAAAAAAUCAUCAUGUGUAUGUAUAUCUCCCAAAAGAUAUAUGGUAUGACUUUUACAAUAAAACUGUGAUAUUGAGCAACGGAAAUCAUUUUGUCAUAACAGCACCUGCUGACACUAUACCCUUACUGAUACGAGGGGGUUAUAUUUUACCCACACAAAUGGCUGCUUUAACUACAAAAUUAAGUCGUCAAAAUCACUUUGAACUCUUAGUAGCAACUAAACACGACCAAUCAACUGGUUUUUUAUUUUUUGAUGAUGGAAAGUCUUUAGAUUCUUGGAAAAAUGAUUCAUAUAACAAAGUACAAUUUAAGCUUGUGAACACUACAUUUUCCAGUAUAGUGGAGAUGAAUAGUUAUAUUGAUGACAACUUUGUGUUACAAAAUAUUACCGUGCUUGGUAUUAAACAAGGACCGACCAAUUCACAAGUUAAUGGAAUUCCAUUCAAUGGUUUUUACUUCAAUAAAACUGAACAAGUUUUAUACUUCAAAAAGUUAAACUUAAAUCUAAGGAUGCCAUUCAAUUUAACAUGGUAA
This is a messenger RNA of Macrosiphum euphorbiae (potato aphid), 936 nucleotides long. Lineage: Eukaryota; Metazoa; Arthropoda; Insecta; Hemiptera; Aphididae. The record is from the annotation of a GenBank genome assembly.